ACCGGGCGGCACCGGACGGGCACCGGGCGGGCCCGCGGCCGGCAUGGCGCUGGCGCUGAAGAUGCUGCCCUGCAAGAAGCGCAGAGCGGCGGCGGCGGGGCCGCCGAGCCCGCGGGAGCGCGGGGAGGACGCGGAGCCGCCCGGAGGCCCCGAUGGAGGCGGCGCCGGCCGGCCCGCGGGGAGGGCGCCCGGGGAGGCCUCGCCGAAGAGCGGCAGGAAAGCCGCCGGGAGAGCGGCCCCGAGCCCCGGGCAGGAGCUCCCCGCGGGGCCCGGCAGCCCGGCACCGGCGGAAGGGAAAAUCCCCAAGCUGUACACAGAGGUGGAAGUGAGCUCUCAGAGGGAUCUGUAUCCAGGUGAGAACCCUGCUGCAGUGCCGGAGUCUCCAGGGAGAAGCUCCCUGCAGCUUUCUGCUGUCAGAAAUCCCACCACCAUGAAGCCACCAAAGAACUCCAGAGCUGAGGAGCAGGAAGGGGAGGACGUGGAGAGGAGGAAGAGGAGGAGGAAGGCAACCAAACGGAAGAGAGAAGGGAAGAGCCAGGAAGAAGAGAGCUCCUUGUCCUGUGACAUCAAGCUGGACGAGUCCCUGGACCGCACCCUGGAGGAUGGAGCCAAGCAGCACAACCUGACCGUGGUCAACGUCAGGAACAUCCUGCACGAAGUGAUCACAAAUGAACACGUGGUGGCCAUGGUGAAAGCAGCCAUCAGUGAGACAGAAGAUAUUCCUUUGUUUGAGCCCAAAAUGACUCGUUCCAAGCUGAAGGAGGUGGUGGAGAAAGGAGGGGUGAUUCCAACAUGGAAUAUUUCUCCAAUUAAGAAGGCAAACGAGGUGAAGCCCCCUCAGUUUGUGGACAUUCCCCUGGAGGAAGAUGAUUCCUCUGAUGAAGAAUACCAGCCUGAUGAUGAAGAGGAGGAUGAGACUGCAGAGGAGAGCUUGCUGGAGAGCGACGUGGAGAGCACAGCUUCUUCUCCUCGUGGAGCCAAGAGGUCCAGGACAAGGCGUUCCUCUGAUGAGGAGGGGGGGACCCUCUGUGAGGUGGAGAAGGUCACCCCACCUGUUGUUAGACACAUCAGUGCAGAAGUGGUUCCCAUGGGACCCCCUCCACCCCCCAAGCCCACGCAGAGCAAGGACAGCACCUUCAUGGAGAAGCUGCACGCCGUGGAUGAGGAGCUGGCCUCCAGCCCUGUCUGCAUGGACUCCUACCAGCCCCUGGAGGACAGCCUGAUUGCCUUCAGGACGCGCUCCAAGAGGCCCCUGAAGGACGUUCCCCUGGGGCAGCUGGAGGCCGAGCUGCGCGCGCCCGACAUCACCCCCGACAUGUACGAGCCCAGCGCGGGCAACGACGAGCACUGGGCCAGGUGGCUCAGGGGGCUCAUGGAUGAUGAUGUGGGCAACGAAGAUGAAGCUGAUGAUGAUGAUGACCCUGAGUACAAUUUCCUGGAAGAUCUGGAUGAGCCAGACACAGAAGAUUUCAGGAAUGACCGUGCUGUGAGGAUCACCAAAAAGGAAGUGACUGAGCUGAUGGAGGAGCUGUUUGAGACAUUCCAGGGUGAGAUGGGUUUCUCCAGCAUGAAAGAGGACAGGCCAGAAGAUGAAGAUGCUGUUACAGAGUCUCGGCCAAAUUUUAACACCCCCCAGGCCCUCAGAUUUGAGGAGCCUCUGGCCAAUAUGCUGAACAAGCAGCACCAGACAGUGAAGGAGCAGCUGGAGCAGCUGAGAAUAAAAAAAUCUUCAAUCAAAGCACCCCAAGAGGCUGAAAAAUCCAAAUCCCAAAGUGAAAAACCCCUGCAGAGCCUUGUUCUGGACAGUGCACAAAGGAAGAGGCUCCAGCAGCAGAUGCAGCAGCAUGUCCAGCUGCUGACUCAAAUCCAUCUCCUGGCAAGUUUCAACCCUGCUCUGAGUUCAGAGGCCAGCACCACCCAGAUGUUUUUGAGCGAGCUGGGGAGCUUUGCCUGCAGCUCCACCCUGCACCAGGUGUCCCAGAACCCCAAAUUCCAGACCAUGUUCCAGCCCUGCAACCUGCAGGAGGCCCUGCAGCUCCUGGAGGAUUUCCAUGCCCAGGUGCCCGUGGACUGCAGCCCUAGGAAGGCUGUGAAGAAUGCAAAUGAUUUCUCCUGUUUGCCAAAGCAAGUGGCCUGGAUUUUGGCAACCAGGAAAGUUUUCAUGUACCCAGAGCUGCUGCCAGUCUGUGCCUUGAGAGCAAACCCCCCCCGAGACAAGAUUGUCUUCACCAAGGCAGAGGACAACUUGUUGGCUUUGGGGCUGAAACAUUUUGAAGGGACAGACUUUCCCAAGCCUUUGAUCAGCAAGUAUCUGCUGCCCACCAAAACUGCCCACCAGCUGACAGUGAGGAUCAAGAACCUGACCAUGAACAGAGCCCCUGACAACAUCAUCAGGUUCUACAAAAAGACCAAGCAGCUGCCGGUGCUGGUGAAGUGCUGUGAGGAGAUCCAGCCCCACGAGAGGAAAGCUCCUGUGGAGAGGGAGGAGCAUCGCCUGCCCUUCUGGCUCAAGGCAAGCUUGCCCUCCAUCCAGGAAGAGCUGAAGCAGCUGGCAGAAGAUGCCAAGGAGACAGCAGCUUCAGCUGAUGGAGAAUCUGCCCUUUUGGGGCCAGAAAAGGAAAUUCCAGGCAGGGCAGGUGGUGACAAGUGCCCUCUGCUGGUGCCCAAGGGGCUCGUGCUCACCCUGAAGCCUUUGGGCAACCGCUUCUCCAGGAGGCCCUGGAGGAGGCAGAGGUCUUCAGCUCUGAAGCCAGUCGUGAUCCGUCCCAGCCCGUGUGUGCAGCCCAGCUGCAGCCCCCUGAGUGUCCCCAAGGCCCAGAAGCUGUCCCAGGCAGAGGCUGUGCCCAGCCGGCUCCGGCUGCGCGUGCCUCGGCCCAUCAAGCCCGCGCCGCCGCCCCUCAGCCUCCCAGCACUGCUGGCACCUGGCGAUGCCUUGGACUUCCAGAAUGUUCUUUCCACCGGCCAGCCGAGCUCCAGACAAGCCUUUUCAGCUGCUGUAGGCCCGGCUCUGGUGUCCUCAGAGCAGGUGACUUUCCAGCCCAAGCUGGUGCUGCCCACCGUGGCCGGGAUGAAAACGCGCAAGCCGGGCGUGCGUAAGGGCCACCAGAGGAAAAAAGGGACAAGAUCUGCCCCAGUGAUGAAACCUUCCCCUCUGAUCCAGUCCUCCCCCGUCAUCCUGACCGUGCCUGCCACCACGGUGAAGGUGCUGAACAUUGGCAAUGGCUGCAACAUGAUCCAGCCCCUGAACACGGCGGUGGGCCGCGGGGCUCAGGCCAUCCCUGUCACCACCCUGCUGGUGAACCCCUCCACCUUCCCGUGCCCCCUGAACCAGCCCCUGGUGACCUCCUCCAUCCCGUCCCUGAUUGUGUCUCCCAGCCCUGUUGGUCUGGCUGCUCCUGCUGGGGGUGAAGGGGAGGAGCAGCUGACCCUGCUCCCUGCCCCAGGUGCUUUCCCCAAGGUGGAGCCCAAGGUGGAGCCCGCGGAGCUCUUCGUGCCCUGCUCCCUGUCCCCAAAGGAGGAGCGUGGCACAAACCCUGCCCUUGGGGACACUCAGGACAAGGGCAGUGAGGGUGACUGCUGCAGCUGGGCAGUGGCAGAGGGAGAUGGCAGCACAGCAGAGCCCUUGCCUGUGGUGGAGCUUUUGCCUCCCUUAGAAGAUCCCGAUGAAUCGGUGGAAAUCAAGUCUGAAGAUUUAAGUGAUGCUCCCAAAGAAGCCAACCUGGCACAGCAAAGAGACCUUUUAUGUGCUGAAAGCAAGGAGGAGUUCAUGCUGGGCCUCGGCCAGGAGCUGAACAUGGAGGCUGCUUGUUCCUGCGGGGAUGAGCCCAAGCAGGAGCUCUGUGAGGACAAGGGAGAGCAGGAGCAGCAGGCUGUGCCCUCCCCUCCCCAGGGCGAGCCGGGGGGGCCCCCAGGCUCCAGCGAGUCCCCAAAAACCCUCCCUUACCCAGCCGAGAGGGAGGCAGAGUUCAGCAGCCCCCCGGGCAGGCCGGAGGACUCGUCCAGCAUUGAUGGGCACUCCGUGGGCACCCCUGGCCCCGAGGCUGCCGGGGACAGGGAGGGCCAGGAGGAGGAGGAGGAGGAUGACUUCGAUGAUUUCACGCAGGAUGAGGAUGAGGAAAUGUCAUCAGCUUCAGAAGAGUCCAUUCUGUCAGUGCCAGAGCUGCAGGAGACAAUGGAAAAACUGACUUGGCUUGCAACAGAGAGACGUUUGAGCCAAGAAGGAGACUCUGAAGAGGAGAAUUCCCAGGAGGAGAACUCGGAGCCUGAGGAGGAGGAGGAGGAGGAAGGGGAAGGAGUAGAGAGCUCCCAGAAGGAGGAUGAAAUGUGUGGAGAUGCUUCAGAGGAGCCCAAGUCUGCUUUCACCAUGGCCCAGGCAGCCUCCCCACAGCUGGAGGCCCACAGGCUGCCCCCAGGAGAGGCCCUGAAGGCCCCAGGGAGGAGCAGGAGCUCGCACAGGACCAGGAACAAGAGGGGCAGAGCUCGUGGCAGCAAGGACAGCUCCAAGCUGCUGCUGCUCUACGACGAGGACAUCCUGGAGAGGGAUCCCCUGAGGGAGCAGAAGGACCUGGCCUUUGCCCAGGCCUACCUCACCAGGGUCCGUGAGACCCUGCAGCACAUCCCAGGGAAAUACGAGGAUUUCCUUCGUGUCAUCUACGAGUUCGAGGUGAGCACGGACAGACGGACGGCUGUGGAUCUCUACUGCACCCUGCAGAAGCUGCUGCACGACUGGCCACAGCUGCUGACAGACUUUGCAGCUUUUCUUCUGCCAGAGCAAGCUUUGGAGUGUGGGCUGUUUGAGGAGCAGCAAGCCUUUGAGAAGAGCAGGAAGUUCCUCAGGCAGCUGGAGAUCUGCUUUGCUGAAAAUCCUGCCCACCACCAGAAGAUCAUCAAAGUGCUGCAGAGCUGUGCAGAUUGUGUGCCCCAGGAGAUUGCAGAGCUGAAGACCCAGAUGUGGCAGCUCCUGAAGGGCCACGACCACCUGCAGGAUGAGUUCUCAGUGUUCUUUGAUCACCUCAGGCCCUCUGCCAGCCGCCUGGGAGACUUUGAGGAGAUCAACUGGACAGAAGAGAAGGAGUACGAGUUUGAUGGCUUUGAGGAGGUGUCUCUGCCAGACGUGGAAGAGGAGGAUGAGCCCCCCAAAAUCCAUGGAGCCACCAGGAGCAAGAGGAGGAAGGAGAUGGGAGGACAACAGCAGGACAAGGAGGCCGAGUGGCCGGAGGGGGUGAAGGAGCUGAAGGAGUGCUCCUGCUCCUGCUCCUGCCACGAGGGCAGCGGCGAGCUGAGGCUGAAGAAGAGCAAGAGGAGGAGCUGCAGCCACUGCGGGAGCAAGGUGUGUGAGCCGCGGCUGCACAAGCACAAGGACGCCGCGGAGCUGCCGGCCAGCCUGGCUGCCCGCGACGGCAGCCCCCAGCCCGAGGGGAAGGGAGCCGCGGGAGAGGAGACCCCGGAGGGCAGCGAGGAGCCGGAGCCGGGCCCGGGCAGAGCCAAGGCUGGCCCCAGGAGGGGGCAGUGCCCAGGGUCCCGGGAUGCCAGCCCCUGUGCCCCCGCUGCUGCCCAGCUUCCGGAAGGUUCCGGCUGGGCCCGGCUGCAGGGAGCUGCUCUGGGGCUGCCUGCGGAGCCCGGCGAGUGCCCGGGGGCUGCGGCGGGGCUGGGCAGGGACCUGCUGCUGCCUGCGGGGGCACAGGGACCCCCAGCCUGCCUGCCCCAGGGGCUGCAGCCUGCUGCAGGGGAGCAGGGCAGCAGCUGCAGGGCUGCAGGGGAGCAGGGCAGCGGCUGCAGGGCUGCAGGGGAGCAGGGCAGUGGCUGCAGGGCUGCAGCGGAGCAGGGGUGCAGCAGUAAAGCAGCAGAGCAGGGGAGGUGCAGCAGAGCAGCAGGGCAGGGGUGCAGCAGAGCUGCACCAGAGCAGGGGAGCAGCAGCAAAGCAGCAGCAGAGCAGGGGAGCAGCAGAGAUGCAGCAGAGCAGGGGAGCAGCAGAGAUGCAGCAGAGCAGGGGAGCAGCAGCAAAGCAGCAGCAGGGCAGAGCUGCAGCUCAGGCUCCCCUGGGCACUGCAGCUUGCAGCCACAGCACAGAGGCUGCACUGGAGCUGCUCCCGAGGGCAGGCCGAGGACAAGUGGCAGCAGCAGCAGCUCCCUGGUGCAUGCCCCUGCGCAGCUGCAGCCCCGAGCCCCGGGGCACAGGGAGGAGGAGCAGCAGCAGCAGCGGGUGACAGAGGCCACCGUGUGUGCCAAGAACAGCAAAGUCAGCUCCACGGGGGAGAAGGUCGUGCUCUGGACCAGGGAGGCUGACAGAGUCAUCCUCACCACGUGCCAGGAGAAGGGAGCCCACCUGGACACCUUCCAUGCCAUCUCCCAGAAACUGGGCAACAAGACAGCGAGUGAGGUGUCCCACAGGUUCAGGGAGCUGAUGAGGCUGUUCCACACCUCCUGUGAUGGCAGCUCUGAGGAUGAGGAGGAUGCCACCAGCACCAGCAACACAGACCAGCUGUCAGACAAAGAUCUGCUGCUCUCUGAGGAAGAGCCUGAUGACUGAGGUGAUCAGCUACUGACUGCACCAGAAGAGGGUUUGGGGUUUUUUUAACCAGUUUGCUGCUAGACAGGUGCUGUGGAAAAAUGUUUGCACAGGUACUUGAGACAGCACCUUCAUUUUUUGUUCAGUUUCCAGCCUGGACCAAAGGCAGGAAGUAAAAGGAGAAAAUUCUCAAGAACUCCCCUGGGGAGCUUCAGCAGUGGAGUAACAGAACUUGUGGACACUGACCUGGCCUGGGGUGAAGGUUGGGCCAGCAGCCUCUGACCAGGACCUGUAAAUAUUGUACCCUGAAAUGCCAGUUUUCAUGUGCAACAAACACAUGACUUUUUCUAA
Molecule: messenger RNA, 6859 nt
Organism: Passer domesticus (house sparrow)
Lineage: Eukaryota; Metazoa; Chordata; Aves; Passeriformes; Passeridae
Product: GON-4-like protein
Exons: 31
Coding region: 44-6529 (2161 amino acids)
Biological process (GO): regulation of DNA-templated transcription
Cellular component (GO): nucleus
Molecular function (GO): transcription coregulator activity
Source: RefSeq, a predicted model, not a curated record